Molecule: messenger RNA, 1933 nt
Organism: Homalodisca vitripennis (glassy-winged sharpshooter)
Lineage: Eukaryota; Metazoa; Arthropoda; Insecta; Hemiptera; Cicadellidae
Gene: Tpr2
Product: dnaJ homolog subfamily C member 7
Exons: 10
Coding region: 417-1694 (425 amino acids)
Molecular function (GO): protein binding
Source: RefSeq, a predicted model, not a curated record
CUGACUGCUAAUGACAAACGUGAACUUUUCCUUUUCUCCGUGCAUCCUUGCAUCAAAAUUUGUGUAAGGUGUUUGUCAAACUUAUUGUAAUCGUAUUGGUGUGUAAAAUUUAAGAUAAAGCACUAAUCCCCUUUCCAACGCCCAAAUAAAUUUAUAAAAGUUACUAUUUGUUAAAUAUUAAACAUUUUCAAUGGCUGUCCAAAUAGAAACAAUUGACUUGGCAAUGGAUUCAGAUGAGGUUCCUGAUGAAAUGAUUCCACCUAACAAAGAAAAGUAAAACUGCUGAGCUCAAGAAAGACCUGGGAAACUCACAGUAUAGAUUGAAGCAGUAUAGCAAGGCUCUUCCAUUUUAUACUGAAGCCAUAGAGCUCUGUCCAGAAUCAGCCUCAUAUUAUGGCAACCGAGCAGCUUGUUACAUGAUGAUGUCAAAAUACAAAGAAGCUCUUGAAGAUGCUCGCAGAUCAGUCACUCUCAACCCUAAAUUUACCAAGGGAUGGAUCAGAGUGGUGAAGUGCUGCCUUGCCCUUGGUGACACAUCAACAACUGACAACGCUCUGACACGACUUGCUGAGUUAGAGCCAAACAAUCCAGCUGUGGCAGAAGAAAGAAAAAACCUGAACAUACUGAAACGCCAUGAAGAGGAUGUUAAAAAAGCGUAUGACAAAAAGGACUAUAGGAGGGUGGUGUAUUACUUGGACCGUUCACUAGAUGUCGCUCCUGCCUGCACACGAUUGAAGGUCUUGAAGGCCGAGUGUCUGGCAUAUCUGGGUCGCUACCAAGAAGCUCAGGAGCUUGCUAACGACAUCGUCUCUGCGGACCAGACCAAUGCUGAUGCUAUCUACGUUCGAGGCAUGUGUCUCUAUUACCAGGAUAAUGUGGAACGCGCCUUCUCUCACUUCCAGCACGUUCUCAAACUCGCCCCUGAUCAUAAAAAAGCCAUCGACAUCUACAAGAAAGCAAGAAAGAUGAAAGAUUUAAAGGAACAAGGAAAUGAAGCAUUUAACAGUGGAAAACUUGCAGAAGCGUACUCCCUAUACUCAGAAGCUCUUACAAUUGAUCCCAACAACAUUUCCACCAACUCCAAACUAUACAGCAAUAGAGCUACAGUUUCAUACAAGUUGGGCAGAUUAAAUGAAGCAGUGACAGAUUGCACGGCCGCGCUUAAUCUCGACAGCAAGUAUCUGAAAGCUUUGUUGCGAAGAGCUAAGUGUUACAUGGACCUGGAACAGUUUGAAGAAGCUGUCCAAGACUACGAAAAAGUGUGCAAUUUAGACAAAUCAAGAGAAAACAAAAGGCUACUUGCUGAUGCUAAAUUCGCUUUGAAGAGAUCAAAACGAAAGGAUUACUACAAGAUUUUGGGUGUUGAACGCAACGCUUCCACUGAUGAUAUCAAGAAAGCUUAUAGAAAACGUGCUCUUGUUCACCACCCUGAUCGACAUGCGAACGCCUCUGAUGGUGAAAAGAAGGAACAAGAGAAGAAAUUUAAAGAGGUGGGAGAAGCUUAUGGUAUUCUAUCUGAUCCCAAGAAGAGGGCUCGAUACGAUAACGGUCAAGAUAUGGACGAGGGAUUUGACAUUUCAAAUGACAUUGAUCCCAACAACGUGUUCCAAGCAUUUUUCGGUGACCAAUCGGCAGGAGGAUUCAACUUCGGUGGUGGCCAGUUUCCCGGAGGCUUCACCUUUCACUUCCAGUAGACUCUCCCCAACACUGUACAGUAUCUCACAGAUAUACUUGAUGUUCUAUAUUUCCUGGGUCAAACUCAAUUUACCAAGCUGUUUUCAAUACUGAACAUUUAAAAGUAAGAUUUUACAUUUUCCUGUGUGUAAUUUCUCGUUCAGUUAAGAGUUGUGUUUAAGUAUAGUUUGUAGUGAAAUAAAAUAAAAGGAUGUUUGAUAUUUGUUAUCCAAAGAUAGUAAAGAUAUCAACCCCUGUG